CAUCUCUCCGCAUACCCAUCUCACUCAGUGGGAACAGCUUGCAACAACGCUCAACAGCUUCAACUGUCUGCUUGUGCUCGAGUCCCUUCUCUUCAUCAGCUUGUCGCACAUCAUCCGCAUUCGAUCCGCCUCGACUCAACUCUCUCGCACCGCUUCUCUCUCUCCCCCCCUCUUCUGCGACGACCCAUAUAAAUACGCAUUCGGCCUUUGCACAACGCCAGGUCGAAACCACUCUCUGCGAUCGAGAUUUGUCGUCAAUUGGCAGCGCUGCACUUCUGGAGACGAUUGGAUUUGGUAAUUGCCAGAGUCCAAGCACCAAUCCCCGGCAGCUUCACCUGCCGCAGCCUCUUCGCUCCUCUCACAACACCACCACCAACAACCCUGACCUCGCCAGCAUCGCGCACCCACCGCUCGACACCUUCGAGCAACUCUCCUCGGUAGCGAUGCCCUACCGCCUGGACACACACGUGUUAACAGUGGAUGCGAACGUCAUUCACAAGGUCGACACCGGCAACCCUGCCAAUCUGUAUUCUAUGUGGACAGUUUUCUCCCGCUGUGCCGAUUCAGUAGAGCAAGGCCGCAGACUGGAGAACCUGAGCUGGAGGCUUUGGCAGCGAGAGCAGCUCAUCGACAGCGCCCACAGGACAUCGCCAGUCCUGUCAGCCCCGGCAGCACCCCGGGCCAUUCCCUCAGAAGCCAAGCUCCCUGAGCUCCCCCAGCUGUCCGGCAGCGUCGACUCCCUCGUGGACGAGGACGCUCUGGACUUCAACUCAGUAUCGGCUCCCCUGGAGAUCCGCCCCAGGAUACAGCGACUGGACUCUUCCGCCAGCCGACGUGAUCGCCACAUCAGCUCCGACGACUUUGAGAAAAUGGUCGUCUCCAUUGUCAAGGACAAGGCUCCCCUUUCCGCCCCCUCCCAAGCCUCCCUGAACAAGCCGGUCGAGUCCUCCAUCACCCGAUCUGGCUCAACCACCACCGAGUCCCGCUUCUCUGAACAGCCCUCUGAGGUCUCUUUGGCUUCCGAGAUGGACUCCUCAUCACCAGCCCACAAGCCCGUCCAGUCCAAGAAGCAGCCCGCCAAGUUCUCCCUUGGUGGCGUCUCUUACUCAUCGAGCGAGUGUGACCAGAGCGUCGAGACUCGCAAGUCUGUCAUGCCUCCCCCCAAGAAGCCAACAUUCCAGAUUGGUGGAUCCUCCGGGGAAGACAGCUCCGUGGCCAGCGGCCGUGCCCUGCCCCCUGCGGCGAAGCAGACGUCGUUCAGCAACAACAACAUCACCCACCACCUCGAUGCCGAGUCUGCCAUUGACUCCGACACCGAGGGCGAGUACAUUGACGAGAGCGCCAUUGACGACGACGACGACUCGUCUGACUGGGAGGACUCCAUUGACGAGAGCGGCAAGCCCAGCGUCGAUGAGAAGUUCUUCCAGCGCGUCCCGUCCAAGGCCAACCUGACGUCGCGACCGUCGCUCAUCACCCUGAUGCUCGCGCAGAACGAGCGCGCCCAGAACCUCGGCAACCAGGCUUCCCAGUCUACCUCGGCUCUUUCCAGGUCACGGUCCGUCAUGAACGGGCCCUCCAUGGCUGGCUCACCCAACGACUCGGACGAUGGUCCUCUCAUGAUGAAGGGCAUGCGCCAGUCAACACUUAAGCCCAUCAACGAGAUCCCUCGAUCCACAGCACAGCCCAUCACCGCCACGGCCAACCACGUCCAUGCCCAGGCCGCGCUCUCUCCCCGCACUACCCGCCGCAACAUGCUCGCCACCGAGCUCACCGAGUCUCUUCGCCGCCACCUCCUCUGGGAGCGACAGCAGAAGUCGUCCACGGCCAACGCUGUCCUCAAGCGUCGCCACACGUCGCACGAUGUGGCCAACCUGAAGCAGUACCCAGAGAGGCCGUGCCUGAAGCAGAGCGAGGAUGUCAACGCGAGCAGCUGGAACCAGUACUUCACUAAGGAGGCCAACAACGGCUACCACUCCAAGGGCUGGUAA
Trichoderma reesei QM6a is the source of this 1988-nucleotide messenger RNA. RefSeq lists its product as uncharacterized. Bases 444 to 1988 code for a protein of 514 amino acids. The transcript is spliced from 3 exons. Gene Ontology annotation, cellular component: cytoplasm. Gene Ontology annotation, biological process: regulation of nitrogen utilization; mitochondria-nucleus signaling pathway; negative regulation of transcription by RNA polymerase II. Lineage: Eukaryota; Fungi; Ascomycota; Sordariomycetes; Hypocreales; Hypocreaceae. The record is from RefSeq and is a predicted model, not a curated record.